Messenger RNA from Daphnia carinata, 991 nucleotides. RefSeq names its product T-cell acute lymphocytic leukemia protein 1 homolog. The transcript is spliced from 3 exons. Gene Ontology annotation, molecular function: protein dimerization activity. The record is from RefSeq and is a predicted model, not a curated record. NCBI's taxonomy places the organism in Eukaryota, Metazoa, Arthropoda, Branchiopoda, Diplostraca, Daphniidae. Bases 38 to 991 code for a protein of 317 amino acids.
GAUCCUCCAUGGAGACGGAUAGAGUUAAACAAUCAAAAUGGUGGUAGAUAAUUUUCCUCAGUCACCUGGCCGCCAGUAUUUUCCAUACAGGGGUCACUAUUCUUCAUUGGACUGCUAUUGGAACGAGGCCUUCCUUCCUAUGGAUCCAUUUUUCUUCGAAGAGGAUGAACCCAGGGCUACACAAUCGGUUGCGGCUGAUUCCAGCACUUGUUCGUCUCAUCUUCCUGUUCCAGGACCAGAGGGAUCUUCUUCAAACCAUCUGGAAGCGUUGACCCAAUGCGUGCAGAACAUGAUACCGGACGAGUUUCAACCAACUGUUCGGCCAGUCACCACAACCGUGAUCGCAAUUCAACCACCAGCGAAAAGAUCUCGUAGCAUCAAAACUGGACCUCGUCGGCACAAAGCUAAUGCACGUGAACGACAGCGGAUGCACGGCCUGAACGGAGCGCUCGACAAUUUACGAAGAUUAGCUCCAAUUGUAUCAGACAGCCAGAAACUAUCGAAAAUCGAGACACUGCGGCUGGCCCGAAAUUACAUUCAACUUCUUAGCGGCAUGUUAAACGACAACAACGCCGGCCCUUCCACAUGUUCACCUGCCAACACAGCAAAUGUUUUAACUCGGGGAUUAUCCCAAGCCACCAUCAAUGUGAUACAAUCGCUUCUUGGUGUCAAUGAUCGCUCUUCGAUCUCCAUCCCAGGGCGUGGUGGAACCAAUGACAAUUCAUUGAGCCCACGUUCAAAGGCAUCGGAGAAUAAUAGCGCUUAUCAACUCAAUGAUCUCUUGGUUAGCUAUCAUCAAUGUUCGCAAAAUGUUGAGACUCAGAUCUGCCUGAAUGAGGAAGACGAAACUCAACUGGAAUCCAUUAUAAACCUACUGGCGCAAGAAGAGGAACAGCCGAUUCUUGUAGACCCUAUCGAUAGCAGCUGGGCUGGCCUAGAUGCUUGGGAUAGUUCGUCUUUUGAAUUUGAUGGGCCUUCUGUAGAUUUUUAG